Molecule: messenger RNA, 4731 nt
Organism: Rhopilema esculentum
Lineage: Eukaryota; Metazoa; Cnidaria; Scyphozoa; Rhizostomeae; Rhizostomatidae
Product: ankyrin repeat and EF-hand domain-containing protein 1
Molecular function (GO): protein binding
Source: RefSeq, a predicted model, not a curated record
UCACAGUGGAAAUGACAGUGGUAACAAAUUUUAUGAACGCUGCUCUUUAUCCGUCACUCAUAUAAAAUAUUUAAAGGGAAAACGUAGCUAAAGAUAUUUUCCCAGUUUUAAGAGGAUUUCAGACCGCAAACGCUGGAAAAAGACCCAAUGAAAUGAAACGAUUAUCGCCAGCUUGAUGAGAGACUGGAGAAAGUGUGAACGAAGUUGAGCACAAAGAAUAAAAACAUAGUUUCUCACCAAGGACGAAUUUAUAAAAUGCCUGUUGCCGAAGAUCGCUUAGAACAACUUCAAGUGUUGAAAUUGCUGCAAACAGUGCGAAGAGAAGAUACGGAACAAAUUGAGAAACUUGUACUGAAUGGAAUUCCCAAUCUUGUAAAUUUUUCAGAGCCUGAGAAUGGGGAAACAGCACUUCAUUUAGCUGCAUGUGCCAACAAUGAGAAGAUCAUUUCCCAUUUGUUGGGCUUAGGAGCCAGUGCAAAUGUAGCGGAUGAUCUUGGUCGAACCCCUGCAAUGAGGGCUGCAGAUUAUGGUCAUAUCCAGGCAUUAAAACUUCUUGCUGAAUCACAUGCUGAUUUAACAGCAAGAGACAGGGAAGGAAGGAAUAUAUUAUUUUAUUGUCUUCAUUCAACGAAACGACAUAAAGAGUGUUUGGAAUUGUCUCUCAAAUAUGGUGCAUAUCAGCAUAAUGUUGGUACAGAUGGUCAGCCGCUUGUAAUUGUUGCUGCAAAAGAAAAAUUAUCAGAGCACAUGCAGAUCCUUUUAGCAUCCGGUGUUGAUCCAGACAAUCGAUUUGAGCAAACUGGAGAAACUGCCCUUCACUUGGCUUGUGGAAAUGGCUCAAUUGAAUGUGUACGAGCGUUACUGGAGUUUAAUGCUGACGUUAACCUUCUUGAUAAUGAAGGACGCCAUUGCGCUCACGCAGCUGCUGUGAAUGGCCAUUUGCCGAUCCUUAGAGUACUAUCAGCUUAUGGAGGAGAGAUGGGCACAGUAGCUAACGAUGGAGACACUCCAAUACAUUUGGCUGCAACACAAGGAUAUGGGCCAAUAUGCAAGUUUCUGGCUCAGAGAGGAUGUCCUGCUGGAUUGAAAAACAAGGAGGGUAGAACCCCACGAUUACUGGCUAAGGACAACGAACAUAAAGAUGCAAUGAAAGAGUGCCGUAAAGCUGAAAAGUUGAAAGCCGGGAAGCCUGGAACCGACAAAUGGGCUGUUAGACUGUAUGACUGGAUGAUCGAAAAAACGAAAUCCUUGACUGAGCAUUUUUGGAAAUACGAUCCUGAAGUUGAUGGUGCCAGGAAAGGCAAGAUAGGUUUACAGGAAUUCAGUUCUGUGCUGCAGUCAGAAGAUGCACCACUUACCGAGGACAAGUUAAAGCACAUUUGCAAUGUGCAUGACACUCUCAAGUCAGAGAUCAUCGAUUACAACCUAUUUCUGACAGGAAAGAAGUUUAUAAACAAGCUCUAUUCAAUAGACGGAGGCAAGAAAAAGAAGAAAGGAGGAGGUGGUAAAGGAGGAAAAAGGAAAAAGGGAAAAACGAAAAUUCUAAUGCCCAUCUGCACUACACCUGAUGGACCGAGAACCAAAAAAGGAGGACCACCAGCCUGCUACCUAGAAAAGUAUAUUCAUUUCACUGACAAUACGAGGUUUGAUCGUGACAACCCACCGGAGCAUCCCAUUCACGAUGACUCAGCUUGGUACCUUACAUAUCCAGAUAAGACUUACAUGAGUGUAACUGGUGCUGCCAAAAUAAGCGAUUUGGAAACGUUGAAAAAUGCCUUUCUACGAGGCACUCCCGUUGAUCAGAGGGACAAAUACUACAAGACGCCUCUCAUGGUAGCAUGUCUUGAGGGUCAUAUUGAAAUGGUGAAGUUUCUCAUAGAACAAAAUGCUGAUGUGAAUGGGAAAGACCAGUUCAAAUGGACACCUUUACAUUUCGCCUGUCACACAGGGCAGCUAGAUGUGGCUCAGUAUCUUUUGGACCAUGGCGCUGAAUUGGAUGCCCAAGCAGCAAAUGGUGGCACACCGAUCAUGAGGGCAAUUGAAAGCUCCAGAGAAAAUGUUGUCUCAUUUCUUAUAGAAAAGGGUGCAAAGAUACAAGUUGAGAAUAAAAAGGGUCAGACAAGUCUAGAUAUCGCAAAGGCAUACGCGGAUCCGAGAAUCGUUGCAAUCGUGCAAAAGAGAUGGGAUGAAAUACCUCCACCAGUGGAUAAAAAAAGAGGAAGAAGCAAAAGUCCACGUAAAAAACCUCCAAAAUCUGCUUCAGUUGAGAAGAAACCAAGUGCAGCGGCCAAUUCAGGCGACCAGGGUGACCAGGUCCCUCCUAUUUCUGACGACCUGAUCAAAAGGAAGAAUUCAGUCCUAAGAGCUGCAUCGGUGAUUGGGAUGGCUCACGAGCAGGAGGAAUCAAUCACUUUUGUUCCCAGACGUGUUUGGGUGCCACAAAAAACAACGACGGACCUACUCAUCGCGAAAGAAAUUCGAAGACAGAGAUAUGGGUAUGAAAUUGACUUUCCAUCUUUUAAGCCUCCUUUUCAAAAGUACAUCGACGAGCGAGCGACUGAAAUAGAGGCAGCAGAUGAUGCCCUGUGAGUGUCAAAUUCCUUGCACAAGCUGUACAAGGUUCUGCAGCUCCAGAUAGCGGACAUGCAAAGUGGUGUUCCGGUCGCAUUAUUAACAAAGAUGAAGCUCUAAACAGUAGUGAAUUCAUGCUAACGUUUCAUAUGAAAGGUAAUGUGCACAAAUAUUUUGGAUGUGGAGUUGCGUUUAAAACUACAAGACAAGAUUGCCCAAAUGCACAGAAUAUAAAAGGAUGUUCAUUGAUUGGUCAUAGAUUUUCAUAGAAAACCGACAUGACAAAGAAGAAUUCAGUAGUAAGAUUGACAUGCUUUGAUUGACAUGUUUCUUUGUAAUUUUGAAUAAUAGUUCUAAUUUUGAAGCAUACGCCGGGCCUAGGCCAAUCAGAUUUAUUGUUAAGAGCCGUUGAAGUUGUAAAGUUCAACUGAAGGUCAUGCUGUAAUUAUAUAAAAUAUUUUUUAACAAAAGCAUGUCUUUUCAGGUAAUGUUCAUUUUUUCUUAGUUUUUGUUACAUUUUUCAAGGCAAGGGUUGAAGUUUUGGAGCCUGAAGGUUGAACUGCCUCUUUUUCAAGAGCUCCUUUGGGUUUUUAUUGCAUGGCUCAGCUUUGCGCAUCCGACUUAACAAAACAAAGGUUCAUUUAUCUUUAAAUCACUGGAGAAUGAUUUAUUUGAAAGCAAAUUAUGCAAAUGCAACUAAGAUGCAAUCACAAAAACAGCAACAAAAUACCAAGGUUGGUCUAAUUGUAUUCGCCUGUAAGACCUUGGAGCAGCUAUAAAACUAGCUAGACAACUUGAAGUGACGUCACUAUCUGAGCUCAUUGGCAGCACCGGACCAUUUACAAGAGGCUUUCACAAUGUUUAUUUGGUGCAAAAUACUGAAUAUAGAAUUUGCAAUAUACUUACGCAAAGAUCCAUUGUAUUGUACACUGUCGCUUUGUAGAAGAUGCCAUGCAAUGAGUUUACUUCUCUAUAGCCUUGUCCAUACUCAUAGCUUACCCCGGUUAAACCCAGCAGUGUUUACAUUGCACUGUAAACGAAAGACUCUGCCGAGCCUACUUUGCUUUGGUUUAACUGGGUUCAGCACAUGUCGGGAGGGGAAGUAUCGUAGCCCGGGUUCAACCCAGGCAGGUUCCUUGUGCUCUACAAACAAUUUGCCUGGAUUCGCUCAUCAUCGUUCAACCCGGGCUAGCUAUCUUACUUAUUAUCUUUUUAACAGUGCUUAAAAAUGUGAGUCUAAUCAAAUUCGGCAAAAAGAUUACGCUAUCAUUUUUCUGAACAUAAAAUUAAGAAUUAUCGUCCAUUUCCGUCCUUAUACUUUACAUUUAGCAUCUCAGCCUUUUUUCUGCUGACAAUGGAUGUUCUGAAUCUCAACAUAAGCAAAUAUUUGCUUUGCCUAUUCUUUAAAACAGUGAUGAUGCAGUAUUUCAAGAAUAAAAUGGAAGGGCAAUUUUAUUUGCGAUAAACUUGUAAUAUUCCACGAUUUUAUCCAUUGAAAUGGUCGUUGAUUGCUAUUUUUGAUCAGCUACUGUGUAAUAAUUAUGACGGCGAUCGAUACCCCUUUUUAGAAGCCAACAUCAUUUCUCACAGACAGUUGCACUGACUUUUAUAUCACUUUUCAUAGGUUUUCAUAGCGUUUGAGAUUAUACCAAGGCUUAGAUAGAUCCCCGACUACUAUUUCCUGGCCUCAAAGCAUUCCUUUAAAGGCAUUUUCUUGGUAAGUUUCUCGUGGCAUCCACGCUGUUCCAAAGUCUAGAGUACAUGAGAUCAACGAAACUAUAUUUAUUCUCUCUGAACACCCCUAUACAUGUUUAAUGCGGGCUGUGUUAGAGGAAACAAACAUACUAUGGAAUAAACAAAACAAUCACAUUUAGGAUUGUGAAACUGUUUUAACCUCUGUUGCAAUAACAUCUUCGCUUUAUAAUCAAGUGAGUAAAGAAAAUCCUGUAAGAAUAUUUCUCAAUAGGAAUGUUUAGAAGUUUCAUAUUUGCAGCCCCAGACCAAUUAAUUUCCGGCUUCUCUGCCCAGUCAUGUAAAUAGCAAAGUAUUUCUUCAGGUACAUUUUUCUGUAAGAGAUGUUCUGAACACGAAUGCAUGUUUGACCUUAACGUCGUUUGAAAUAUUUUAAAUGUACAUUUCGAUUAAAAGUAAUAAAUUUCU